This is a messenger RNA of Spea bombifrons (plains spadefoot toad), 1804 nucleotides long. RefSeq names its product XK related 7 (gene XKR7). The transcript has 3 exons. Gene Ontology annotation, biological process: apoptotic process involved in development; engulfment of apoptotic cell; phosphatidylserine exposure on apoptotic cell surface. Lineage: Eukaryota; Metazoa; Chordata; Amphibia; Anura; Pelobatidae. Gene Ontology annotation, cellular component: plasma membrane. The coding region runs from base 159 to 1646 and encodes 495 amino acids. The record is from RefSeq and is a predicted model, not a curated record.
UGUGCUGGGGCUGCCCUCCCUCAUUAAGGGGGUAACUGAGGUCCAUCCCUGGAAGGCAUUACAGUGUGAGGUCAUCCACGUACACUCUGACGUCACGCUCACCCGGUUGGAGGGGUUCACGGGAGCGGGCGUGGCCCCGGAAGUCGGCUCCUCCCAUCAUGGCCGCGGAGUCGGCCGGCGCCCGUGUGGCUCCCCGGGGCCCCCGCUACUCGCUGCGGGACGGCCUGUGGCUGCUGGCCGCGCUGCUCGUCUUCUUCUCGGACGGGGCGUCGGACCUGUGGCUGGCGGCCGAUUACCUGCAGCGGCGGCGGCUCAGCUGUUUCUGGCCCACCGUGCUCCUGGCCCUACUGCCCUCCCUGCUUACCCAGAGCCUGAGCCUCAGCUGGGCCCUCAGCGACCGCGGAGCCCCGGACCCCUCCAGCACCCGCCGCUGCCGCCUGGGAACCUGGAUCCUGCAGGGCACCGCCCACCUGCUGCAGCUCGGCCAGGUCUGGAGGUAUCUCCGAGCUCUCUUCCUGGGUCUGCAGAGCCGUUGGCAGAGUGAGCAGCAGAGCCGCCAUUUUUACUGGCGAAUGAUGUUUGAGAGCGCUGAUAUCAGCAUGCUGCGCCUCCUGGAGACUUUCCUCAAGAGCGCCCCCCAGCUCGUCCUCCAGCUCUGCAUCAUGGUCCAACAGGGCCACGUGGAGCCCCUGCAAGGUCUUUCUGCCUCGGCAUCGCUCCUCUCGCUGGCCUGGAUGAUUGCCUCCUAUCACAAGGUGUUACGAGACUCCCGCGAUGAUAAGAUGCCGAUGUCCUACAAGGGAGCAGUGGUACAGGUGCUGUGGCACCUCUUCACUAUCGCUGCCCGGGCAUUAGCGUUCUCGCUCUUCGCGUCCGCCUUCCACCUGUAUUUUGGGAUCUUCAUCGUCACCCACUGGUGUCUCAUGACGUUCUGGAUCAUCCAGGGCGAGACCGAUUUCUGCAUGUCACGCUGGGAGGAGAUCAUCUACAACAUGGUGUUGGGAAUCAUCUACAUCUUCUGCUGGUUCAACGUGCGAGAGGGUCGGACCCGCUGCCGCAUGACCAUAUAUUAUGUCAUCGUGCUGACCGAGAACGCCGUGCUCACGGGUCUGUGGUACGCCAACCACGGCGAGCUGUUCAGUGACUUCUCCGCUCUGCUCAUCGCCUGCACGGUUCUCUGCAGCUUUGCUUUCGGGGUUUUCUUCAUGCUUAUUUAUUACAGUCUUCUGCACCCCAAUGGGCCAAUGUUUGGCCAACCCAGUAGCAACUGCGUGUUCACAGAGGAACCCGAAACCUCCCGGGUCCCUCCCACUGAAGGUUCUGAGAGCCUCCCUCGUACCCUACCCCGGACUACAGGGCAAGAGAGGGAAUGGGUACCAGGGGACAGGGACAGUUGUGGCCCCGUCUUCCAAGUACGUUCUAGUGUUCCACAUACUCCGGUGACACGCGUUCCCCGGGCGACGGGGCCCGUCAUUCGUAUAGAUCUUCCACGCAAAAAGUAUCCGGCUUGGGAUGCUCACUUUAUCGACCGUCGUUUGCGGAAGACCAUUCUGGCACUGGAAUAUUCCUCCCCAGCUACACCUCGUGUUCAGUAUCGAAGUCUAGGGGCCCCUCAGGAGCUUACUGAGUAUGAGACCACAGUGUGACCCUCUUCUCCUACCACAAAAUUAGGAGACGGACUGAAGGUCAUUCUUCAAAGCCUGGAAGUUUGGAUUGGACCCAAAGAUGGCGACUGGGGCAGUAGUGGUUGGGGGUCACAAGAAGCCACAGAGUGUCAGGAGAGGACAGGGGACGGAGUGGAGAA